UUUUGCUCCCUACUCUACUGUAAAUUAAUCUCGAAAUCCACCCUAUUUCCGCUGUAUUCCUCACUGCCUCUUAGUCAUUGCUCGAAUACACCAUAUCCUCACUAUACGUAAGCAUGUCCUCGCUUGCGCCUAUGCCAACCAGUGUGGCUGCACCUGUGGCUGCACCUGUGUCGCUUCCAACCCCACGUGAGAUCUAUGUCUACGCCUACGCCAACCGCUCGUAUCUUCCGUUGAAGGCCAAAAACAUCCCGCUAAUGAUAUACACCUUUAUAUCCUCAGUGCUGUGGUACUUUGGCGACAUCUACACGUUCUUCACGCUGCCCAAGUAUAACAGGGUUACAUGUGUCGCAGCCAACUCGUGGCUGCGGAUGUGCCUGGGUGGCUACCUGUGGAUGUCUCUGUUCCAGGCCAGGCUGUACCAGUAUAUCAGCAUUUUUAUCUGGAAGCAGCGAGUCAAGGGCAAGUACUUUUGGUAUCCGAUGAUCUACAUGGUCUCGAUUCCUCUCGUCUACGGCAUCGUCUCAAUCGCGCUGCCAGAAGAGAAUGGCAUACGAUACGUCCCCGAACGGAAGGGCUGUGACGGGUCCAUGAAUCUCUUCUACAUGAGCAUAUCGUUCUGCUUCCUCCAGAUGCUGGCCUUCAUUUUCGUCCUCUUUUACUCGCGGCACAUCAACACGUGCUUCUCAGAGUACAGGCAGGUCGUAUGGUGCUUCAUCGUUGCAUGCGUCUGUCUGAUUAUUGGCAUUGCUACGGCCUGGAUUCCGCUGACGCCGGAGCGCAUCUUCAUUUUUGGUGCACUGAACACGAUGCUGCCCAUUCUCGUCGCUCAAGUGUACUUUUUUGUCAUCCUGGGGCCGCCCGUCUUCCACUGCAUGUUUAACCGUCAGAAGCACUUGAGCUACUUUGCACAGCGGCUGCGCGAGUCCAACAUGACGCGUGAGUACCAGCUAGCGCAUGACACAUCAAUGAAGCUCAGCAACUCGUACGACCGAGGAAAUCCGGCCAACUAUACCGCUGAGGGCAUGACCGCGAUUGGCGGUUUCUACCGCGGCAAUCUCGAGAGCAGCGCUGCUGGAGGCACAGCGUAUAUGGGCAUCCACAGCACCCCGAGCCUGGACAGGAUGGGCAACCAGAAUCGGUACAUAUUGGACUAAGCCAUGCGCUGGAACAUGUGUGCUUGCUGUUAUCCAAGAGGUGGACUUGGUUCCAAAAAUAAAUUGCAG
This is a messenger RNA of Linderina pennispora, 1223 nucleotides long. RefSeq lists its product as uncharacterized. The transcript has 2 exons. The coding region runs from base 114 to 1154 and encodes 346 amino acids. NCBI's taxonomy places the organism in Eukaryota, Fungi, Kickxellomycota, Kickxellomycetes, Kickxellales, Kickxellaceae. The record is from RefSeq and is a predicted model, not a curated record.